This is a messenger RNA of Macroventuria anomochaeta, 954 nucleotides long. RefSeq lists its product as uncharacterized. Lineage: Eukaryota; Fungi; Ascomycota; Dothideomycetes; Pleosporales; Didymellaceae. The transcript has 2 exons. The record is from RefSeq and is a predicted model, not a curated record. The coding region runs from base 1 to 954 and encodes 317 amino acids.
AUGUCCACCACCAUGUCGAGCUCCAACGAAACUCCUGACAACCUCACCGGCACCAACAGUGACUGGUCCGGCGCAGAAGCCAACUACCCAGCUGGCAUGACUUUCGAAGGCAGCAUGUUCCCACCUGGUCGCGAUAAAAACAUCUGGGGUCAGCAAGACCCCCUGGAGGCCGUAGGGCCACCAGGUCCCUCCAACGAAGAGAACGGUGAAGAGUUCUGGAGGGAGAGUAAUCGAGGCAAGCACGUCUGGACGGGCGAGGCGAUUGUAUAUACAAACAGGCGACCAGACGCCACGCAGCAGGAGUACCAGACCAAGUUCUGGGAAAAGUACGACGCGCAGAAGGCGCAAGAAGCGGAGGGCAGCGUACAAGAGCAGACUCAGGGCCAGCAACAGGUCGACGAGCAGCACUUCCCAGACGCGCUUCCGACUCCUUCAUUUCCUGCUUGUGUACCAGCGCCCACCAACAACAACGCUUCUCAGCAGUCCAUCAUUCCCGCACCUCACAUUCUUCAAGCUUCACCUCCAGGGAGCGCAGGAGUCCUUGACUACCUUCGCGCCAACGGACUGCUCCAAGCUCAGCAAGUCCCAGCCGCGCGACCCUCCUCAGACAUCGACGGCGAGUACGAGGUCGACGACGAAUACCUUACCGACGCUCCUCACGACCUUCCCAGUCCCUCAGACAACCACGACCAGCUUCCAGACAGCACACCGCCCAAGACCUCACCGCCUCGUAGCAUCGAUGACUGGGAUGAUGACAACCUAUUGAGCUUCUGGAAGUGGAAGGUCAUCAGGAAGAAGGGGUACGAGCCGAUGCUCACUCAUUUUCCGGGACAGACCACGGAGACGCUGCAUGAGACGUGGAAGGCACACAAGGCGCGGUGUGAGGAGUUGGGUGCUGCGUGGAGGGCUGCUGGGAAGCCGGCGGGCUCUGUUGAGGAGUGGUCGGACGAGUGA